AUGAGUGCUGUAAGUGCCGACGUGAAGAAGAAGCUACUGCUGGAAAGGAGGAAUAAGUGGAAGCAGAAGAAGGCCGAGUUCGACGCUUUGAAAGUUCAGCAAGAAACUAACCUAAAUAUUAGCGAUGGUAAUGAUGAAAGUGACAGGGCCAGGAAGCUGGCUGAGAGGAAGUCCAAACUAGAAUCCUGGCGACAGAAACGUAGUGAAAAUGCUCAAGCGGAUGUGGCCAAACUCACGGGCAGUCAACGUGGAAAUAAAACUGGGAAAGCUGGGAAGAAACGAAUCUUUGACGACAGCGAUGAGGAAGAAAACGUUACUAAAGUGCAGUUGUUCCAUCCCGUCGGUAUCAGUGUUGAGAAUGACGAAAGAGGGAAAAUUGAGACUGACCUGAUUUCAAAGAAUGACAGUCCCCAAGGAGGUGACGAUCCGUUAGAAAGGUUCAUGAAUACGCUGGAUAAAUUAGACGACUCUAGCACUUUUGCAAGCUCAGAGGUCUUGCAUGGAAUAGGUAAUAACAAAGAUAUCAACUCCGAUGUUGACGGGGACGAGUUUGUCCACGGUACGGAAGGUGAUCAUAUUGAUGAGGUGGAAACAGAAUUUAGACGGCUUAAAAAGCUCAAGUCGAAGAAAAGGGUUAAGAAGAUCGCAUUUGGCGACAGAGGUUUUGAGCCUUUUACUAAAAACUUUUAUGUAGUACCAGAAGAGAUCAGGAAUAUGACCGACACGGAGGUGGACGAACUCAGGUUGAGUCUCGACAACGUAAUAGUCAAAGGUCAAGAUUGCCCAAGACCGAUUCUGAAGUGGUCUCACUUGGGCCUGACUACCGAUAUCAUGAACCUCAUCACGCAAGAGCUGCGAUUUUUAUCUCCGACCCCCAUCCAGGCGCAGGCUAUUCCAGCGAUAAUGUCAGGGAGAGACGUCAUUGGCAUAUCCAAGACUGGCUCCGGAAAAACCGUUUCCUUUCUUCUGCCUUUAAUGAGACAAAUACGAUCUCUGCGUCCGCUCUCCAAAGAUGAAACAGGCCCUCUUGGGCUGAUUCUGGCACCAACCCGAGAAUUAGCCGUUCAGAUUCACCAGGAACUCGUCAUAUUUACUAGAGGUAUGCCAAAUGUAAGGUCCAUUUGUUGUACCGGAGGCUCUGAACUGAAAAAACAGAUAAAUGAUCUCAAAAGGGGAGUUGAAGUUGUUGUGGCAACCCCUGGUAGAUUUAUAGACCUUCUCACUCUGAAUUCUGGAAAGCUUUUGCAUACAGAACGAGUAACGUUUGUGGUAAUGGAUGAAGCAGAUCGAUUGUUUGACCUUGGAUUCGAGCCCCAAAUUACAGAGAUAAUGAAAACAGUAAGACCGGACAAACAAUGUGUUUUAUUUAGUGCUACUUUCCCAGCCAAGUUGAAAUCAUUUGCCUCCAGGAUAUUGACUUCGCCUAUAAGCAUAACGAUAAACUCCAAGAGUCUGAUAAACGAAAAUAUUGAGCAACGACUAGAGAUUUAUGAUUCUGAUGAUAAAAAGUUCGAGGGGCUGUUGUAUCUUCUUGAUCGCCGGAGUAGCUCUAAUGUUGAUAACGAUGAACAAGAUGAAAAGACGAUUGUGUUUGUUUCAAGCCAACAAAUCUGUGAUCUGAUCCAAAUGAAGUUGGCUGACGCGAAUUAUACUGUUUAUGCUAUUCAUGCUGGCAAGCCUUACAACGAAAGAGCAUCGAAUCUGGAGAAAUUCAAAAAUACCAAGAACGGUAUACUUCUUUGCACCGAGGUUUUAUCUAGAGGUCUAAAUGUGCCAGAAGUGUCGCUUGUAAUUAUUUACAACGCAGUAAAAACAUUUGCACAGUACGUCCAUACAACUGGAAGGACAGCGAGGGGAGCUAACCAUGGCGUUGCUAUCACAUUACUGUUGGCCGAUGAAUUUGCUGCCUCGUAUAUUCUCAAUAAGUCUUUCAGAGAUAAUGAAGUCGAAGCAUUGCCAUCAGAAACCUCUGCUUCGUUGAAGGCCAUGGCUGAAAAAUUUGAGUCAGGAAUGAAAACAGGAAAGUACAGAUUAACCAAGGGCUUCGGGGGCAAGGGCUUGGAGCAUAUGGAGAAAAUAAAUGAUGUAAAACAUGACGAGGAGCUGAAGCAGUACGGAGUGGGCGAAAGAGACGCAAACGCUGGAAGCCAUCACGAGCCUGACGAAAAUCUCGAACAAAUUACAGUCCCUAAGUUAGACUAUGUGUUUCAUCAAAGCAACACAGGCUCCAGCCAUACAACAUACAGCGCCGAAGUGAACGUUAACGAUCUCCCUCAAGUUGUAAGAUGGGAAGCUACCAAAAACACAACGCUGUCCUUUGUUAUCCACGAGACAGCGUGUAGUAUUACAAAUAGAGGUAAGUUUUACCCCGAUGGGGGUGGGCCAACCAAAGUUGGCGAUGAACCAAAAUUAUAUUUACUGAUCGAAGCUCAAGAAGAAAAGGAUGUAAGGCUUGCCAUAGAGCUACUGGAGGAAAAAGUCAGAGAAGGUGUGAAGAAAUUUAGCGUUCAAGAAGCCAGAAGCACAAAGUUCUAG
This is a messenger RNA of Lachancea dasiensis, 2535 nucleotides long. The record is from the annotation of a GenBank genome assembly. Lineage: Eukaryota; Fungi; Ascomycota; Saccharomycetes; Saccharomycetales; Saccharomycetaceae.